UUUAGGGAACACAGUAGAAGCCAUAGAAUCAUAGCUGUACCUUACGACAGCAUUAAAAAAUUUUACAAUGGGUAUGGUAUGGACAGCGACUAGUCUGAAGUACCUUUAUACUGUACUUUUAGAUGCCAGCUGAUUGACAAUUCAGACUUGUACUUGGGUUCCAGAAUGGACAGCUGCCUGCAAUCAUCCCACACCUUUAAUUGUCUUUCCUUAUAUCCACAAUGGAACAUUAGAGAAACAGGAUUGGUUGCUCCAUCUUGACCAGGGACUCUCUUCAAAUCUUAUUCCAAUUUGACUAGACAUUUUGGUACAAAACAGCAAAAGAGUUAGUUGCUGUGGAAGAAAAAGAUGCAGUCCUUGCCUUUUGCAAAGUGUGACAGCAAAAAGAGUGAGGUAUGGGGGGUGGGGAUGUAGAUCAGUGGGGGUAGGGUGCUUGACCAGUUUGGAUUUGAUCCCCAUAACCACAGAGACCCAGAAACACCCCCUCCACAAUAUUAGAGUUACCUAGAUUGUGUCACACUGUUAUGAUUUUUGUGUUUGCUUUUCCUUAUGCCUUCCCUCUACUAUGUGGAAAACUCUUUGAGAUUGCAUCAUUUCUUAGCAGUGCUAUGAAGAAUCAAAGUGUACAUCUCCACCUGGGAGGAGAUUAUGGCUCAUUCUUCCCUUCCUUACUUCUCCAACUCAAAGGGCUGCUGGUCCCAAGGGGAAGGAAAAAGUAGCAGGGCAGAGCCUCUCCCUAUUUGGAGGGAGGGGCUCCUUCCUAGAGCUGAUUGUAGACUCUGGAUUUUGUAUUAAGAGGAAAUCACUCUUUCUCCCCACAAUCCAUUUUCAUGCCUUAGGUGUCAGAAGCAAAAUUUAUUUAUGUCACAGCAAUUAUUGUACCCAAAGCCACCUUAUAUUCCCGGCUUUCUAGGAUGGAUAUUUUUAUCAUUGUUUCUUCUGAAUAUAGCAAACAAAUCAUCCUGUUGUGAAAUACUGGAGAGUCGUGGCAGUAAUCAGCCGCUGGCUCUCACCAGCUCCUGGAGCCUAGAAAUGAUUCUAGUAGACACUGACACUUUACAGGAGAUCAGCCACAAUUCCCAGAGAAGCUGCCUCUUUUCGUGGUUACCUGAGCUUAGCCCUAUGACACUGCGCAUGAACCCAUCUGAUCUUUAAAAAGUGUGUUUUUUUGAGGAGGGGGCAGGGGAGGGGAAGAAAAAGUAACAGAGGCAACAAGCUUUCUAAGAAUAUUUCUGGCAGAGGACAAGAUUAAACAAAAGUGGAGAUAUGGGCCCUGGAUGGGUCAGUUUCCACCCUCAAGACACCAGCCAGAUGUUGGUGCACGUAAACUGGGGGCCGGGUUGGGGGGUGGGGACCAUGGCUUUCAAUUUUACUGUUGAAGACGCUGGGCAUAUUCUUUAAUCGUUAACGAAAAUCAUUUCACUUUUAGGGUCUAGGUCAGUCCGAGGUGAGGCAGCAAAGUGUUUCAAACUCCAGUGUGUAUUUUAAUGUGUGUAUUUGGGUUCCACUGUAGUGGCAGGAAAACGUCCUGCGUCCCACCAGACAGACCCCCUACCGUCCCGAGUGAAGGACACUGGGGAGACCGUGGGAGGCGGCCGGAAGAGCUGGGGGCUGCGUCAGCCGCGUUCUCGGGGCUGUCAGUCUCCCCGCGUCCCCAGACAUCCAGGUAGGGACGCCCCCUCCCACGCGGCGCGGAUCUGGCGGGUGGGAAGGAGGGGCUGGGCUCCGAGCGCCGCCCCUCCAUCUAUCACAUGGCCGGAGAGUCACAAAAACAACAGCUUUGGCCAAGACCGUGACUUCUGGAAAGAGAACCCAGGCCCAGGCAGUCAGCCCCCUCCCCAUGGAGGACAGUUUCCUUGAAUCCUUCGGGAGGCUGAGCCUCCAGCAGCAGCAGCAACAGCAGCAGCAGCAGCCGCCGCCGCCGCCGCCGCCUCGGCCGUCCCCACGGGGGACACCUCCGCGUCGCCACAGCUUUAGGAAACACCUCUACCUCCUGCGCGGCCUCCCGGGCUCGGGGAAAACCACACUGGCCAGACAAUUGCAACAUGACUUUCCCAGGGCCCUGAUUUUCAGCACGGAUGAUUUUUUCUUCAGGGAGGAUGGUGCCUAUGAGUUCAAUCCUGACUUCCUGGAGGAAGCCCAUGAGUGGAACCAGAAAAGAGCAAGAAAAGCAAUGAGGAAUGGCAUAUCCCCCAUUAUAAUUGAUAAUACCAACCUGCACGCCUGGGAAAUGAAGCCCUAUGCAGUCAUGGCACUUGAAAAUAACUAUGAAGUUAUAUUCCGAGAACCUGACACUCGCUGGAAAUUCAACGUUCAAGAGUUAGCAAGAAGAAACAUUCAUGGAGUCCCAAGAGAAAAAAUACACCGAAUGAAAGAACGGUAUGAACAUGAUGUUACCUUUCACAGUGUACUUCAUGCAGAAAAACCAAGCAGAAUGAGCAGGAACCAGGACAGGAAUAACGCAUUGCCUUCCAACAGCGGAGGAUACUGGAAUACCUACUCUGAGUUUCCAAACCGGAGAGCGCAUGGCGGUGGCUUCGCACAUGAGAGCUCCUUUAGCAGGAGGGGCGGCUGUCACCACGGGUAUUAGAGGCCAUUGAGAAUUUUCCUAAAUAAGUUUUUACUUCAAUUUUUGGUAUUUAUUUUUGUUUAUGUUCUAGUGAGAGCUCUAAUUCCAGUGUAAAUAUUUGAACCCCAAAGUUUCAGAGAAGAGGUCAUUAUAUUCAUCACUGUUCCAGUGCACCCAUAUGCAUGGUCCAAGGUUGGAGAUUUGGCAGAUUGGAAUAAAGUGUCUUUUUUCUAGGGAAAGAACUGGAGACUAAAAUACAAGAAUGUAAUCAGUUACAUAGGUACAGAAAUGAAAGUGUUUAAUGAAAGUGUUUAUAUACAUAAACUGGUUCUGCUGUCUCCGAAGUAAUCCAUUUACUUUUUCAGGAAAUUUCAUCUCCAUCAGGCAAGUUUGAAAGAUGGGGGAGAAACUAGAGGCAGGAAACUGCUUAGUGCCAUUGCUACCUUGAUAUAUCAAAAUCCAUGACUUGUAGGACUCUAAUGAUAUCGCUUUUCCUUUAAAAUCAAAGUAUACACAUAGGCGAGUUUAUCCUUCAAAGUGGACAUUCUGAGAAGCUACUCCUUUAUUUUAAUGAUGCAUCAUUGUUAAAAGUGUCAAAUCCUUAAUAAAAGGUAUGAACUAAUAAGGAAACUAAGUAUCGUUAGGGUUGCACUUUAAUUGCUUUAGCAGGAUUGAACCUAACUUCUGGUUAUUGUCUAAGUGUAAGCAAAAUAAACCUGCCUUCAUAAAACACCAGUUCUUAACGGGAAAUAUUAAAAUUACAAAAGUUGUGCCGAUAACUAUGUAUGAUCAGUUGGCAAACCAAAUGUUUGUGACUGCAAGGAGUGCAGCAGCCAGACAUAUGAUGGAGUGAGGAUGUGUGGAAGCCAUGCUCACUGCAAGAUGCGCAGUGUUGAUAGUUCCUGGGAGUUAUCUGACACAACAAUAUUGAAUUUAUUUACGAAGCCAAGGUAAAUCCCAACAGGUUCCCAUCAAAUGUGUGAAGCUAUGAUAGACCAUGUAGAUGUAUGCUUUCUUGUUAGCCAACAGCUUCUUUCUAAUGUUGUGAAACAUUAUUUUAAGUGUCUUAUAUAAAGGUGCUUUUAUGGUUAUUAAAUUGUAUAUGGUAUUGCAUUUA
This is a messenger RNA of Perognathus longimembris pacificus (Pacific pocket mouse), 3686 nucleotides long. RefSeq names its product NEDD4 binding protein 2 like 1 (gene N4bp2l1). The transcript is spliced from 5 exons. NCBI's taxonomy places the organism in Eukaryota, Metazoa, Chordata, Mammalia, Rodentia, Heteromyidae. The record is from RefSeq and is a predicted model, not a curated record. Bases 1841 to 2590 code for a protein of 249 amino acids.